UGCAAUGGCGUGACACAGUUUAGAGAAAAUGUGAGGAAGAAACCGCGGAGACUCGAAUGUAUGCAAGUCGCAUAUAUGUGUCAUUUCCUGUCCACUAUCUUUCCAAGACCGCACGUACACAGGACUUGACAAUGUAAAAGAAAGUUGUCCUUUCCAUUGAAUUCAGCGAAGUGAACCGGCACGCAAUAAGCUGAAUGAUCCCCCGACGUAAUCUGCAAGCUUAUUGCCGUCUCAGUGUUGUGAAUUUCAAGGCCUGUGCAUGCUUCUACCUGUCUGAGAUUCUGAGCCAUUGUAAACACUGAGUCAAAUGGAAUGUUAUUCAUCAGACCAGAAGGAGUAUGUGUUUUCGGUGCGGUUAGGACAUUCGGAUCUUACUUACUCUCGCCUUUUCUCAGAAGAAAUUGCAAGAUCGAGAGUUGUCAACAACAAAUGAAUGACAUCUAGGAGCUGGAUCCCCACGUGUGGAUUGUGUGUGUUUCAGUGGAGGAAUUUCUUUAUCUAUUUUGUCUUGAUCUUAUGGUUAGUUCUAUAUCUAGUCCAGUGUUUACAAAGCCAGCAUCAGCGUGAGUAUGAGGCUGAUAGAGCGACCAACGAGGAUUUACCUGUGAGAAAACCCAAGCUUGAAAAUUUUGAAAAUGGCAGAGGACAGGGCCUACAUGACGAACCCUCUUGUAGUGUGGGUGGAAACUUUUCGAGGCAGUGACAGCCCACCUCUGAAAUACAAGGAUUUAUACGAUGGAGUUUUCCUGUGUGAUGUCAUGCAACAGAUUGACCCCAGACCUGCAUACCAGAAUCUACAUAGGGUAGUGGAGGAUGACGCUUCUAUCCGACAGCUGAACUGGGAUUUGCUCAUCAAGAACAUCCGAGCGUACUAUCUGGAGGUACUGCAACAACUGCUCAUCCUCAAACUUCCCAACAUCCACGCCAUCUGCCGCGACCCACAUAAAGACUCCAGCUUUGAGGAGAUCCGCAAGGUGCUGCUGCUGGUGCUGGGAUGUGCUGUCCAGUGUGAACACAAGCAGAGCUUCAUCGAGAACAUCAAGCAGCUCGAGAUAGAAGUGCAGCAUGCCAUCGUGGAACACAUCAAGGAGAUCACAGAUGACAGUGAGGCUGUCCUCCCCAUCGAGCCCCCAGCAGAGCUGGAAGCGUACACGGAGAAGAUGUUUACGCACCUCACCAGGCUGAUCAAGGAGAGGGACGAUGUCUCAGAGCUGAUGACGGACCUGUCCCAGGAGCGAGACUUCUACCAGUCCCAGGCUGAGGGUGCUGCAGCUCCUGUAGUCCCCACAGUCACCCCCGAGAAACAUCAUCUAGCAGUGGAACUCGCUGAGUCCAAGGCCAAGCACCGUUCAUAACGUUAUGACCUGGAAGAGAAACAAGAACAGUUGUCUGACAUCAAGGAUGAGCUGGAGGACACGAAAGGAUCAAUGGCCAAACUCCGGAAUGAGAACCUUGAUCUGACCCAAGACGCGCGGGCAACUCGGGCUCUGAGAGACGAGCUGGAUAUCAUUAAGGAGAAGGCGAGCAAGGUUGACACGUACGAGAAGGAGAUCAGCAAGUACAAGGAGCGACUGAAUGAGCUGGAGUUCUACCGGGCUCGCAUGGAGGAGCUGAGGGAAGAGAACAACAUCCUAGAAGAGACGAAGACCGUUCUGGAGGACCAGCUGGCAAGCAGCCACAAGAGAGUUGAGACUGUUCGCGAACUUGAGAAUGAACUGCUCAAAUUCCUCGAGCUCACCCAGGAAAUGACUGCUGAGAGAGAUGGUGACCGGGAGAAGAUCCAGCAACUAACUGAAGACAUCUUACGACUGGAAAUGGACAAGAAGAACUCAAUGAACGAGAGCGCCAACCUGGAACAGGAACUUCAGGAUGCCAGGCACAGGCCAGGAGUUGUAAGUGGCUCCCUGUCUGACCAGCUGAGUGAAACGUCAAAUGCUAGGAUCCUACGACUGCAGCUGGAGAACCAACAGCUGCACGAGAAGCUCCAGGAAGCAUCAGAGAAUGCACUGAUCCAGAACACAGCCAUCAACCUGGAGAAUGAGAAGGAGAUCCAGAGACUCUCCAAGAAGCUGGAGAAGCUCCAGGAAAGCAAUUCCUUGGCUUCCCAGGAGUGUCUGGACAUGGAGGAGCAGAAGGACGAGCUUUGUCGGGAGAAGGAAAAGUUGAUCGUCACCCUUGAGAUGGUGAAAGAGAACAGUGAUCGGCAGGUGCGCGAACUGGAGGCUGAGAACGAGCAUCUCGCCCAAACCAUCGAUGUUCUCCGGGAACGUAAUGAGAAGUCAAAUGAUGCUCGGACUAAAGAUUUGGAAAGGGAAAAUCGAAGACUCCACGAAACAGUGACAACUAAGAAUGCUAUGCUUUCAAAACUUGAGUUCGAAACAAAACAAUUAAACAGGUCGUGUCAAAAGUUGAAGGAAAAUGUUGAUAAGGUGCCAGAACUUGAGGAUGAAAAUAAUAAACUGGAAAAAGAAAAUUCUGAAAUGCAUAAACAGAUUACCACGCUAGAAUUAACCUGUGAUAAACUUAGUACUGUGGAACAAGAGCUUUCUGAUUUAGAUGUGGAGAACAGGAAGUUGUCCAAAACUGUGGAAACUUUGCAGAAUUCUCUCAGGAAGAAGGAACAGUUGGAGGAACAGAACAUCAACUUGACAGUGGAAAAUCAGAAACUACAGAGAACGUUAGACUCUUUACGUGAUUCCUCAGAGAAAAAUUUCCAGUUAGAAAAUGAUAAGGAUGUGUUAAAUAGAGAAAUACAACAGCUGAAGAAAUCUUUGGAAUCUCAGAAGCAGCAUAAAGCAAAACAAGAACAGAUGGAAUUUGAACUGUUAGACAUAGACAAUGAAAAUCAAAGACUUCAGAAAUCUCUAGAUAUCACCACGAGGAGGAUGGAGCAGUUAGAAAAUGAUAACAGCGAUCUAGAAAAUGAAAAUGAAAAGCUUGCUAAGACAUUAGAAUCAAUGAAAGUAUCAAUCAAAAGGUUAGAAGAGAAAGAGAAAGAAGCUUUGGAGACCGAAACCGAAUUGAGCGAACUGCAAAAAGAGAAGGUUGCUCUGGAAAAAGAGAAUAAGAAAAUUAGGCAGUCGCUUGAUGUACGAGAAUCGUCUUAUGAGGAGGUGACGGCACGUAACGCGGCUCUGGAGCAGCAACACAAGUCUCUGAAGAAGUCCAUGGAGAAACUGAAGGAGACCUGCGCCCGUGUCCGGGACCUGGAGAAGGAGAACAAGGAUCUCCUGCAGGAAGUCCAUCUGGAUAAGAAGACCAUCCCUGCUCUCAGAGAGGACCUGGUGAAUGAAAAGAUUAAGUCCACCACUCUGUGCAAUGAGUUGGAGACCUUGAAACAUGAGCUGGAGCGUGUAGGCAUCAACAAGGAGAAGCUGGUCAUGGCUGAACAGAUGCAGGACGAUAGUCGCUACCAGGCACUGGAGUCCAUGAUGGAGGAUGCCUUCAAGAAGAGCCUGGAUUUGAAGGAGCAAAAGAUACAGCUAUUAGAAAGCCGGUUGGAGGAGUCAAAGAGCUGGAACCAGAAGCUGAAUGAGGACCUGCGAGAGGCGCGACGUGAGUCCGAGAUGCUGAAACAGAGACAUGAAGAAGAGGAGAUCUACAGGGAGAGUGACAGGAAGAAUGAGUCUGUGCGGUCAGAGCAUCACCAUCAUCAUCAUGCCACACAGGACAUCCUGGAUCUCAAGGACCAUCUGGUGCAGGUGGAAAGGACGAAUGCCACACUGAUGUCAGAGAACAGUAACCUUAAAAGCCAGAACACCUACCUGAAUGACCACAUUCAGAAACUAGAUGAUCAGAAUCUCAACCUCCAGUCCCGGACAUCCUCCCUCCAAGAGCAGUUCGUUGCCUUACAGUCUCAGAAUGCCAAGCUCCAGGUUGAAACAACGACCCUCCAGUCCAAGUGUUCAUCUCUCUUCUCACACAACAACGCUCUGCAGAGUCAGAUGUCCACCCUGGAGUCGGAACACGAACUGUUGAUCCAGAACCAUGAGGACCUCCAGACAUCACAUGAGUCCUUUGUGUCAGACCAUGAGUCCCUGCAGCAGCUUCAUGAGCAACUGACAACAGACUACGAGUCCCUCAUCUCCGAACAUGGGUCCCUGAAGUCCAUCCAUAAGUCUCUGAAGAACGAGCUGAAGGACCUUCAGGAGCAGCUGGACUCCUUGCUGCAAGGGAAGGAUGAUGUCAACAAGCUGCGAGAGGUUCUAGAGCGGGAGAGAGAGCAGCUCAAGUCUGAACUCAGGGCUCUGGGCAAUCUUCAGAUGGACUAUGACAAGCCGGAUGAGCAUGAUCGAUUGAGAAGUGGUUACGAUAAACUGAGUCAAGAUUAUCGCGGGGUUUUGACUGAUCACAAGCAGAUGAAGAAGGACAACCACACACUGAAUCUGAAGAACACGGAGAUGACGGGGGAGGUCGGGGAAUAUAAAGACACCGUAACCACCAUGGAUGUGGAGAUGCAGAAACUGGAGAACAGGUUUGAUGCACUGUACCAGGUGAACCAGAAGUUGGAUGAGGAGAACCGCGCAUUGCUGUACCAGGUGCAGCAGCUUCUCAAUCAGAACCAAGACCUCCUUACUCAGGCCCUCAACAGCAAGGACCAACAGCAGGAGGAGCAGAAGUCCUACAUAGAGAAGUUGGCUGACCUGCGUCGGCAGAAAGAGCGUCUGGAGGAGAAGAUCAUGGAACACUACAAGAACAGAUGGGACUCCCCCAAGAAGAACAAGGGUUUCGGUGCAAUGAUAGCCAGGAAGGCCAAGGGAAUUAUUUCUCGGAGACAGCGAAGUAAAAGUCGACCAAAUCUGGCAUCAGAGAGUCCUGAGAACUCAACCAUGGGAUCUAUGUCACAUGCAGAGUCAGGCGACCACAUCAACGACAGUCGGAAAUCAGACAAACGAAUGAGGCGGAGUAGCGAGGGUAGUGCGCUACUGGCCACACCCAAACUGGCAAAGCAAAAUAAAAGUCUAGCCAAAUCAACCACUGCUCUCAACUUCACGCAAUCUCCUAAGGAUAGGCCGAAACUCCGAGGUGCAAAAUCCACUGAGGAUAUCGUGAAUGACUUGUCACACAGUGGGAGCGGGGAGAAGGACUCCUUGUCGUCAGGCAACUCCACACAGCUUCUUCCAGGUUUGGGGCGUCAGUACCAGGCUGCAGAUGAGGAGGCUGGCUUCAUGCCGCUGUCACCUAAGUCUCCUGUUGCCCGGCGACCAGGCUCACCUGGAAGUGAGAUGCUCACCUUGGCACAGUUCCUUAACGAGGCCAACAAGCAGAGUCCUCCAAGGAAGUCUGUAGACCGGAGGAGCCAGGAUGAAGAGUCCCGUAGUACGGGGAGUGCUAGUUCCGACCCGGCAAGUCGUGCCAUGAGGAAGCCCUCGUCUGUGUCCCAACAGCAUGACAUGAGCCAUCGCUACAGUACCCAUGGCAACCAUGGCAGCCACAUCCCGGAUGUUGCCGCAUCAGCACAGCCAAACACAGAUCUGAACAUGUCUGUACUGUCAAGGAUAUCAGGUGGAAGUGCUAACAUUCCAGAAACAUCUCCACCUCCAAGCAACCGACAAGAUCUGAAAACAUCCACUCCUAAAGCUAAUACUGAACUUUAUGGUCCUCGAGCCUAUACAUACGAAAGAUCAAAAACACUGGAAAAUACAAAAUGGCAAAAUAUGCAAAACUCUUCACAACGCCUUCCAGUUGAAGAUGCCCGUUCACCACCUCACACUUAUGCAAAGAGAUUGGAGGACUAUAGGGCUCCUCAGGGAGCUGAGACAAGUCUCUUGAACACGUCCACUGUGUCUUACCAGUACGGUCAGCCCAUACCUCAAAUGUCUAGUCCAGAGCCAGUACGUUCUCCUCCUCCACCUCCAGGUGCCAGGCCGUCCCAGAGAGAACUACCUCCAACUCCAGUAGAAAGAGUCAAUCUGGCUCCAGCUGAGCGACUGGACCGUCUGACCAUGAUGGGCAGUGGCAGCUCAUCCACUGAUCAGGCCUCCCUUCCUGGUCACUAUAGCAACAGGCAGAGUCACAUGGGUGAUGGUCGUGGGUACGAUAGAGAGAGCAGCUCCGGACAUUUCAGUCGGGAACCAAGACCACAACCUCAGGGAGGUAUACGCGGUCAGUCACCAGCUGCACCUAGAAACUACAGGUCUCACUCGCCAGGAGGAAGUAGUAAUCACUAUGCAACACCAAGCAGACCGUCCUUGCCCAGCACUUCUUCUACCAGCUCCCAGGAGAGAGGGCAGGGAGACAGACCUCCACCGUAUGGUAGGCCAACAGGAGCAGCAGCACAGUUCCAACACAGAACACAAAACAGUUUGGUUCCUAACAACCGUCCUUCAUCAAACCGUCCUGCUAGUGUCAUGGGUCAUCCAGCCUUCCAGGUUUCAUCUCAGGGUUCCUCCAGGACUGACCCUAUUUAUUCCACAGUAGAUAAAGUCCGAUCCAGCCGACCAACAACUCUGGAAGGUGGUUCUGGCACAAAGCCUCAUUCAUCGGCAUCACAGACUAAUGGCCCUUACACUCAGAACAGCUACACUUCUCGGUCACAAACGGCAGAGCGGCCAAAGUCUGUUCCACCACAUCUGUUCAAUCAGAACAUGAACAAUGACUAUCAGCCCUCAGCUCAGAGGCGAGGUAAUGUUCCUCCUGUGCCUCCUCCAAGGAGGAGUAGGGAACCAGGGCCAAUAAGCCAGCCAGGAAACACGGUCAGUUUAAUUCGUGAACCGGGCAGUCUAGGAUCUCGGCCCUCAAUUGACGGCUCCAAUGUUCCUGGUCCUCAACAACCGUCCAACAGUCAGAUGGGGUUGUCAGCCACAGCAAGGCUCUUGCCCAACACUGCCCGGCAUCAGACUCCUACAGCCCGUAUACAGCCGCAGGCCAAAUCCUCAUCCAGUAAGACUGCUCAGGCUGUCAGGCCAGUCAAACCUGAGGACCAACCACAACAGAGACCUGACCAAGGUCAAGGUCAAGGUCAAGGUCAAGGUCAGGGACAGGGUCAAGGACAGGGACCAAACAAGAGCUCUGUGUGGUAUGAAUAUGGUUGUGUGUAGCCUUGUGUGUGUCUUUAGGUUUUAUCAAAUUCAUUCCAGUUUAUAUGAAGCAAAUGUUUGAACAUAUGUUUAUGUUGAUCUUGUAGUAAAUUAAUAUCACAAUAUUCUCAGUUAAUGUUUGUAAAUAAAUCACAGGCUAUAAGACUGAAAUUAGUACUGAAAGGACUGUUCCAGUUCCCAAUGCAAUAUCAGGGACCUGUUAUAAGAAUUCUGUGAUAUGUUUGGCUCCAGAUACCAAAUGUAUAUUAAUCAUUUUAGUACAUAAACAUUCCAGCAUUUAGUGCUCUGUAGAUUCUUAACAUGUACCAUGCAAGUAUCCCAUUUUUUCAUGAUCGUGUUUGAUAGGAAAAGAUUUUACAGUCAAAAAUGCAUUUUUAACCCUUAAGCAUUGAUGGAUUAUCCCAACUGCUUUGGUAAUGACCAUGAUUGUCAUAUUGCUUGAUUCAUUCCCAUACAUGGCUUUGUUAUAUGUUAACGCUUUGCAUCUACUAAGUUGUUACAGCUCAAUGGAAAGCUAUGUAAAUCUAAGCACUACAAUUGUACAGCUCUAUCUCCAAGAAAUGAGGAUUUUACAGGAAAAGGAAUUUCAAUAAAUUCACCAAAUUUCC
This is a messenger RNA of Haliotis rubra (blacklip abalone), 7648 nucleotides long. RefSeq names its product girdin-like. The record is from RefSeq and is a predicted model, not a curated record. Gene Ontology annotation, cellular component: centrosome; cytoplasm. Lineage: Eukaryota; Metazoa; Mollusca; Gastropoda; Lepetellida; Haliotidae. Gene Ontology annotation, biological process: cytoskeleton-dependent intracellular transport; cytoplasmic microtubule organization. Gene Ontology annotation, molecular function: microtubule binding; dynein light intermediate chain binding.